AUGAAAUCGCUAGAGAUAAAAGAAUUAAGAGAUUUACUCUUAUGGCGUCUAACAAUGAUCACUGUGAGAGCUAAAACACCUAUAAUCAAGAUUCCAGCUGCUAUUGGAAGCACAUACACUAAAUAUAUAUUUACUUUGGAAUUCGGAGUUGGACUUACUGAUUUAAUUCUUUCCAACGCGAAGCAAUGGUACUUUUCUCGUUUCCGAAGGUUUAAAUCAAAUAAUCUUGUCUUACCAUCAAACUGCCAGUACUGA
Trichomonas vaginalis G3 is the source of this 255-nucleotide messenger RNA. RefSeq lists its product as uncharacterized. Bases 1 to 255 code for a protein of 84 amino acids. Lineage: Eukaryota; Parabasalia; Trichomonadida; Trichomonadidae. The transcript has a single exon. The record is from RefSeq and is a predicted model, not a curated record.